AUGUCCGAAUCGGUCCCGGAACUACGCUUCCGAUCGGGAAAUGUCCCAACGCGCUAUUUCAAGGCAUGUCGCUGGUGUCGCAAGCAAAAAAUGCGCUGUGAUGCCCGAAAUCAGGUCCCUUGCGCCCGUUGUCGCGCCGUGGGCCGAGAUUGCAUCCUGGAUCCGGUCGAGAGCGCAAGGCGACAGAGUACCCGGCGGUCAUCCCCGGCUACUCGUCCUAUUAGGCGCCAACAGGCAAGGUCUCCUUGGACCGAACCACACGGCUUCGGGAGUCCUUCUCCUAGAGAACAGGAUUACUCUACAUCCACCACAGUACAAGAUGUGCCAAUCAACGCCUCGCUCGAUUCGCUCCCAGAGUCUACUGCCGCAGCGGAUUUGAGUUCGCCUGGAACAGCAGAGCGACAUGCACCGGAGCCCCAACAGUUGAGUCCUAAUGACAUGAUCGCCCCGGUUUCCGUGAUGCACUCCAUGUCGGUCAAUUUACUGGGAUCAAGCAGCAUCUUCAUGGACAGCUCCAGCAAAGCGGAUCCUAAGAGCGAUAUCAUCGCCCGUGGGAUCAUCAGUGAAGAGCGUGCACGCGUGAUGUAUGACCGCUUCAUGGGUGGCAGUAAGAACUUCCUGGCACUGUUUGAUCCCAUUCGGGACACGUUCGAUUCGGUCCGCUCUCGCUCCCUUUUCUGCUUUUCAGUCAUCAUCUACCUCGCUAGUCGGGCCGUGAUGGACUUGCGGAGUGAUACCCAUCUUCAACGUGUUCUUCAAGACGAAGCGCAGAGACUGGCCGAGGAUAGUUUUUUUGAGCGGCCCACCAAAGUUGAAACCGUACAAGGCAUGAUUUUGCUGGCUGCCUAUUCUGAAAAGACGUGGUUUUCAACCGCACUCAUCUUGCGGACCGCCCUCGAUUCCGGGCUGGAGAAAUCUCUAGAUGCCUUACUGUCUCAGGAAGACGUACCACGCAGUUCUUUGUCGGCUUCCAUGGAAGACCAACUAGACGUGGCAUCCGGAACAGGCCGCAAGUCACGGAUCGAUGCAGUGGACACAAUAAAAUUGCGCAAGUUCCUGGAGUAUCCGCUAUCCUUGCCCUGUGAUAUGCGCACCAUUUCCAUCAUAGAAAUCCACCAGCUCCGAAGCCAAUCGCGCAUGUCCAUUGAGAACGCCAAGACAGUUGAUGAAAUUGUAUUGGUUGAGCUGCCUGCGGUCAUGACAAGACUGCAAAAUUGGUGGAACACAUGGGAUGAAAUCCACGGCAACAACGCCUUUCAUGCUGGUGCCUUCCAGCGGUGUAGUUUGAAGUUGAUGUUGAACUACGCCCGAAUCUUCGUCCUAUGCGCCUCCUUGGCUCGGAUUCAGAAACUCCAAUCCGGUGCUGCCGAGCCCAACUCGGAGACAACAGGUGACAAGGAUGUCUCACAUUUGUGGCGCGCUCUCGCGACAACCAUCAUGGAUCAACUGGAUUGCUUCAUUCAAGAAAGUGCCUACCGCUGCCAACUCACGUGGGCUCCUACCUAUCCAGCUCUGACCCUAGCCUUCGUCACAACGUUCGCUCUCCGGAUUGCUCGAUGGCGUCCGGACUUAAUCGAUCAGGAUCUCCUCCUUGAGAGGGCCCAACUGAUCUGCGAUUUUCUCAAGCAGCCGCCCUAUCCGGACAUUCACCGUACCGUGUCCAUCUUCGUCAACUACGGUCGCGCCCUAGUCGCUAGCCAACGAGGGCAUGCGGACUACUGUGCAGAAGUGAUAAAGCCCUCAGAACAAGCCAAUGGGCAGUUCUCAUUAGGUAGAGGGACAUAUGGGGUCCCGGUGGAUGUGUCAACUUCUUCCGGGAUGGCAUCCGAACAGGUGAAUUACCCGGCAGGCGCAAUGACCCCUCAGGCCGACAAGGAUAGUGGUGCCGCUGGGGUACCCAAUGCUGAAAGAACUGCGCCUGGCAGACAGCUCCCUGCCAGACUGCCGGGGCCAAUGGAAGCUCCUAAUUGGUCGAUGUGUAACCCCAUUGCCGAUUCAUUCGGCUUGUUCGAAGAGGAGCAGAACGACAUCUUUGACUUCUUACCAAUGAUGCCGUCCAUUCCACAAUAG
Aspergillus tubingensis is the source of this 2070-nucleotide messenger RNA. RefSeq names its product C6 transcription factor. Gene Ontology annotation, molecular function: DNA-binding transcription factor activity, RNA polymerase II-specific; zinc ion binding; transcription cis-regulatory region binding. NCBI's taxonomy places the organism in Eukaryota, Fungi, Ascomycota, Eurotiomycetes, Eurotiales, Aspergillaceae. The transcript has 8 exons. Gene Ontology annotation, cellular component: nucleus. Gene Ontology annotation, biological process: regulation of DNA-templated transcription. The record is from RefSeq and is a predicted model, not a curated record. Bases 1 to 2070 code for a protein of 689 amino acids.